AUGGACGUGUUCCCUCUCUCACCUGACUUUGAAUUCGAGGAUCCAUUCGAGACUACCGAUGGACUUAACGAUUUUGAAGAGGGUGACGAUGAGCGUCUGUCUUGGGUUGAUCAGAAAGUAAAAGAGAUCACCGCGGCCGAGCUUCAGGAUUUUGCUCAACUGAUGGACGAAUUUGCCAAAGGGUUCGAUCCCGACUCCCUUGCUCGAGAGAUCAUGGCUACGCUACCACUGCUCGAGGAAGAUCUGUUCCCCAGCUCCUUCGCCCAUCUCUUGAUCCUCCUUCUUCAGACCGACGGCAAGAUCGAAAUCGCCCAAGUAAAGCUAGUUCGGUGGCUGCGUGCUCGUUAUCCCAUUGCUUUAUGUGAGCCAAGCGAGACUCAACUGGUCGAUGAGACGUUCUUCAUGUCCGAGAUUGAGAUGCUGAGACGGCUGCUGUCGACCUUGCGUGGAGACGACGACAAGGCCAUAUAUUGGAUCAACUGCAGGCCCUUUGAGAUUGGCAAGUCCUGCGAGAAACUUGAAGCAUCCAUCAAGGUGAUUAGAGCCUUUGAGCUUGACAUGCGGUCUGCAACAGAGGAGAUUGACGAGGAAAGACAUUUCUAUAACGAUCUCCCUGUCUGUAAUGAGCGCACUGUGCUGACAAGCAUGAGGGCACAGCGGUGCGACAGCUCUCGCGCAUCCAUUGGCUGGAACAAUUAUCUGUCAUCUGAGAUCGAGCUCACAAGGUUCCACCAGUAUUUCAAACGCCAUGUCAUGGAGCAUGACCCCGAUAAGGCUCGUGGAUUUGGAUGGCUGCCACCAGAACAUAUCAGGGUUCCUCGCUCGUCCUCUACCAAUGUUGAUCUUGUCGAUGUGUCUGAUUGGCCUCUGAACGAUCAUCAGAAAAAAAUCAUGAGUCUGCUGUUCAAGGUUGCUCAGUGGCUUGGUCUAGCGAGAGGACUUGCGGCCGUCCAUCUCUUUUGUGACGUUGCUCGUAACUUUACCAUCCACAACCCCUCCGAGAAUCCGAGUGCCAGCUACAUCCUCUUCAUGCAGAAACUUGCCGAGGCCAGACUGUGCCCCAGCUCGAUUAAAUCCCAGAUCCCGACCCCGUUUCCCUACGACGACGAGGUCUACGCGGACCGCAACCCGGCCUUCUUUAUUGAUGUCUUCAGAUCUGCCAAAAGCUUGGUGUGCUGCCAGGUCGAGAUGGCAUCUUUCUUGAAGAAGAAGAGCGACAAGAAGAAGCAGGGCUAUCCCAACCACCGCACCUCUGGUGGCCAAUCUUCCAAGGGCAUGCGAAUUCGUAUGAUCACUGAAUUCCCCGAAAUCCAUGGAUCUCUUGCUGGUGCUUGGGAUGGCAAUCGCAAGGUCAGUCUACACAGGAGAUAA
Aspergillus fischeri NRRL 181 is the source of this 1371-nucleotide messenger RNA. RefSeq lists its product as uncharacterized. The transcript has 2 exons. The record is from RefSeq and is a predicted model, not a curated record. Lineage: Eukaryota; Fungi; Ascomycota; Eurotiomycetes; Eurotiales; Aspergillaceae. Bases 1 to 1371 code for a protein of 456 amino acids.